Molecule: messenger RNA, 1306 nt
Organism: Thecamonas trahens ATCC 50062
Lineage: Eukaryota; Apusomonadida; Apusomonadidae
Exons: 2
Coding region: 27-1256 (409 amino acids)
Source: RefSeq, a predicted model, not a curated record
UUCUCUUCUCUCUCUUUUUUUUCAGCAUGAUUGGAGCACGAGUUCUUCUCUGUGUGGUGCUGCUCAACUACGUUAUUGGCAUGGCCAAUGGCCACGGGUGGAUGAUGGACCCGGUCCCGCGGUCCGGUGGCGGACAGGGCUCGGGCAACGCAUCGACGUCGGGCCCGUGUGGUAAGGCUGGCUCUGUCACCCCAGUGGCGACGUGGACGACCGGACAGACGGUGGUGGUUCAGUACAAGCGGGCGAACAACCAUGGAGACACGAGCAACGCAGUCGACUUUACUCUCUCGCUUCCUGCUGGCGGCAAGACCAACCCGCAGCCCGCCGACUUUGAGGCGAACGGCGACGACAUCAUCGAGGUCAUCUCGAAAGCUCUGAUGGACGUGACCGUCUCGACGGCGCAGUCGGCGUCGUUUGUGGUGCCGGACUUUAACCUCUCGGCGGAUGCCACGGCGGCGCUCCAGUUCCACUGGACGCCGACUAGUGGCGCCAGCUGGUACGACUGCGCGUGGGUCACCAUCACGGCGCCGCCGGCCAACAACCCGUGCCUGCAGACCGCCAACGGUGGGUGCCACGCCAACGCGACGUGCACGCCGGCGCAAACUGGCGGCACCCGGACGUGCGCCUGCCGUGUCGGCUACAUCGGCGACGGCAUCACCUGCGAGGAGGCGCCGGCGCCGAUCACGGUCGAGCUCGAGGUCAAGGGCCUCAACGUCAACCAGAACACCUUUACGGCUAACAUUGCCUUUGUGCUCGGUCUCCCGACCUCGCGCAUCCUCUACGACCGGUCGGAAGAGUUGCGCUCCAAGGGCAACUCGCGCGUCUACUUUUCCAUUACGGCGGCGCAGGAUGGCUCGUCGCCCGAGCCGGAGAUCCUCAAGCUCCGCAACAUGUUCCUGCAGGACGACGAGAAGCUUGACGACCUCGACCUCACCCUUGUCGAGCUCAAGCUCGGGAACGACCCGACCGAGUAUGAGUUCAAGGAGGGCGGCCAGCCGCUGCCUGGCGCGACGACUUCGUCGCCGUCCGGCCGCUCGGCCGGUGAGACCGCCGGCCUUGUCAUCGGCAUCAUCAUUGGUGUCGCCGUCUUUGCCGCCAUCGCCAUCGCCGCUGCCUUCUUCAUGAUCAAGAAGCACUCGUCCGGCUCCUCGCUCCCGGCCUACUACCCGACCAAGGAGACUGUCCAGGCCGAGAACCAGUACACUGCCGGCGGCGCCUCGGGCACCACCUACGAUCGCUCGAACAACUACGCGUAAGGCUGGCGUUUUUUUGAGAGGAUGCACACAAUGAACAUCGUUGCAGCCAU